Messenger RNA from Perkinsus marinus ATCC 50983, 166 nucleotides. RefSeq lists its product as hypothetical. NCBI's taxonomy places the organism in Eukaryota, Perkinsozoa, Perkinsida, Perkinsidae. The record is from RefSeq and is a predicted model, not a curated record. The transcript has a single exon. The annotation marks the transcript as partial.
UAUCACCAAUGUCUGUUACAUUUACCUUACCAAGAUCAGAAGCUCCUGAAGUUAUAGUUACUAAUGAGAUAGUUACUACUACUAGGGCAUAUAUGAGGUAUGUUACUCCUAUACAACUCGAUUGGUUAUCACAAGAUCAACCACAAUACUUCACAACAACAACAAC